GCGCUAUUUCGUGGACCUGAACAGCAUGAAGGAGCAUUUCAGAUCCAAGGUGCACAAGAAGAGGCUGAAGCAGCUGCGAGAGGCUCCGUACACGCAGGAGGAGGCUGAGCGUGCUGCCGGCAUGGGCUCCUACGUGCCCCCAAAGAAGGUGGAGGUGCAGACCCAGCCCCUGGAGGAGGUCACGGAGAUGGAGACGUCGGGCUGAGCGCAGGGACAGGGGCUGAGAGGCUCAGUGGCUCUGUAAGGGCGCCUUUGUCUCAGCUCUGUGACAAAACCGUGUCCCAGCUCUGCCAGCCAAAUCCACCCUGCUCCUCCCACAGCCCCCCUGGCCCGGGCACUGACAGGAGCAGGAGCCAGCAGGACCCUGGGUGCCCUCCCUGAGUGUCCUCCUCCUCAAAGGGACACAUUCAUUGUUCUCUGAGUGUGCUGGGACUGCACGCUCGUCUGCCUGCCUUUGGAGCAGUUCUGCUCUGUCCUUGGCUCAGAGGUUGUUCCAGUGAUGCACCCAUUAAAAUACGUCAGCUGA
This is a messenger RNA of Zonotrichia albicollis (white-throated sparrow), 526 nucleotides long. The record is from RefSeq and is a predicted model, not a curated record. NCBI's taxonomy places the organism in Eukaryota, Metazoa, Chordata, Aves, Passeriformes, Passerellidae.